AUGGGUCUUAAAGACAAUUUGGAAAAGAUUGGUGUUACACGAAAACACAUCUAUCGAGGAUCUUCCGCAUCCUUGAAUUUAGCUAUAUCCAAUUCGCAAAUUGUCGAAGUUGAUGAGAAAACGGGCAAAGUUCUAUCACGUACCAAUUCUGGAGCAAGUGCUCAUACCUUUGAGCCAGAAACACUAGAAAGAGGCUUAAAAUCAAGACAUGCUCAAUUGAUUGCUAUUGGUGGGGCCAUUGGUACGGGUUUAUUUGUUGGGUCAAGUACGGCAUUGGUUACCUGUGGACCAGCAUCCCUUUUCCUUUCAUAUGUCAUCAUGUCAUCAGUGGUGUAUUUCGUGAUGCAAAUGUUGGCCGAGAUGACAAUAUUUUUACCAUUACCCGGUAAUGGUCCAUUGGCAUUUAUUAAUGACUUUUUAUCACCUUCUUUUGGGUUUGCUUUUGGUUGGAACUAUUGGUAUGCGUUUAGUGUAUUGGUUGGGGCUGAAGUUACUGCCGCUGCUGUCGUUAUUGAGUAUUGGACUACCUCAGUCAAUACUGCCGUGUGGAUAACUAUAUUGUUGGCGGUGAUUAUAUUUAUGAAUAUGACGUCGGUCAAGUUCUUUGGUGAAGCUGAAUUCUGGUUUGCCUCAAUAAAGAUUAUUGCCUUGGUAGGGUUGAUUAUCUUGAGUAUUGUGUUGUUCUUUGGAGGUGGUCCAAACCAUGAUAGAUUGGGAUUCAGGUAUUGGAAACAUUCGCCAUUCAAAGAACACCUUACAGGUGGUUCAACAGGUAGAUUCUUGGGAUUAUGGACAGCUAUUAUCAAGUCAGGAUUCUCAUACAUCACGUCUCCUGAAUUAGUAUCAACAACAAUGGGUGAAACCGUUGCUCCAAGAUAUAACGGAGCUAAAGCUUCGCGUCGUUUUAUUUGGCGUUUGAUUUUCUUUUACGCCUUGGGUACUUUAAGUAUCAGUGUCAUUGUUAGUUCCAAUGAUAAGCAAUUGUUUGGUGGUGCUUCUGAUGCCUCGGGUAGUGCAUUCACAGUUGCCAUAAAAAACGCUGGUAUAAAAGGGUUAAAUCAUGUGAUCAAUGCCGUCAUCUUGACGUCGGCGGCAUCAGCCGGUAAUUCAUUCUUGUACUCAGCAUCAAGAGCCAUAUAUUCGAUGGCUCAAAGAGGUAAAGCACCAAGAAUCUUCACGACUGUCAACAGAUUUGGUGUUCCAUAUUUUGCCGUUGCCAUUUCAUCGAUAUUUGGCUUUUUGGCUUAUUUGAAUGUGUCUUCUUCAUCAGCAAAUGUGUUCAACUGGCUUACCAACAUAUCCACCAUUUCUGGGUUCUUGGCGUGGUUGGCUUUAGGUUUCACCUAUAUUCGUUGGAGAAAAGCCAUUGAAUUCCAUGGUCUUAGUGAUAGAGUACCAUACAAAUCCAUUUUACUUCCAUAUGGUGCCUACUACGUCAUAUUCAUGAUGUCGGUAAUUACAAUUACCAAUGGAUACGCCGUGUUUUUCGAUUUCAAUGGCGCUGAUUUUGUGGCUGCAUACGUGACAUUACCCAUUGUUGUUGGGUUAUAUGCAGCUCAUCGCAUUUACGAUUAUUGGAGAAAUGGAACUAAGCGGUGGUUGGUACCCAUUGAGGAGAUCGAUUUGACUAAGAAUUUGGAUUUGGUUGAAGAAGAAGAACAAAAUUAUGAACCGCGUGUGCCCAAGAAUUUUUUGCAAAGAUUUUGGUUCUGGUUAGCUUAA
Messenger RNA from Lodderomyces margitis, 1722 nucleotides. RefSeq lists its product as uncharacterized. The transcript has a single exon. The record is from RefSeq and is a predicted model, not a curated record. Gene Ontology annotation, cellular component: membrane. Gene Ontology annotation, molecular function: amino acid transmembrane transporter activity. Gene Ontology annotation, biological process: amino acid transmembrane transport. Lineage: Eukaryota; Fungi; Ascomycota; Pichiomycetes; Serinales; Debaryomycetaceae. The coding region runs from base 1 to 1722 and encodes 573 amino acids.